Poecile atricapillus (Black-capped chickadee) is the source of this 4560-nucleotide messenger RNA. It is a transcript of the gene MATCAP2, whose product is annotated as microtubule associated tyrosine carboxypeptidase 2. The transcript is spliced from 7 exons. Lineage: Eukaryota; Metazoa; Chordata; Aves; Passeriformes; Paridae. Bases 156 to 1637 code for a protein of 493 amino acids. The record is from RefSeq and is a predicted model, not a curated record.
CGGGCGGGGGCUCUUGCCGGUGCGGCUCCCGCCUGCCGGCCCGGGGCCAGCCGCGCUCCCCGGAUCCGCCGAGCCGGCGAGGCGGGCACAUCCCGCGGCGCCGGGCGCUGCCUCCCUCACCGCUCCCCGCCCAGCAGCCGGCGGGGCAGAGCACCAUGCUGGAGUCCAUCUGUGUCACCGAAAAACUUCACUGGCCUAAGACAGAGCUUUCUAGGAAAUCAGUCCUGAGCCUGGAAGUACAUAAGCUGAACAUUAAUAAUGAAAACAACCUCCAGCAUCCACCUUCUGGGAUCCUUAAGGACAUUUUCACAACGGGAACCAGCAGCUACAACGUGCUGUUGCAGAGCAAGGAGGAGAAGAAGCACCACGCUCAGAAGCAGUCUGCCGCCCACCACAAGAAGCGCAGGAGGAGCCCCAAGCGCUCGCCGGGCUCCCGGGGCAGCGAGCACCGCCGGGCCAAGGCUCCGCCGCCGGGUGGGCGCUGCUGCGGCCGCCGCCCGCCGCCGCUCCCGGGCCCCGGCAGCGCCCCGCCCGCCGCCGCCCGGCCCAGAAAACACCCCAACCUCGCCAAGACAAAGCAACCCCAGCCCUCCAAAAGCCACGCCAAGGAAGGCGAUGCCGCUGGCCAAAAGCUCUGUCUGCUGACUGCCAUCAAGCCGUCCAAUGUGGAGAAGGAGAAGGUGAAGUUUUUCGGCUCGGAUUUCACGUACAAUCCUCAGUUUGAGUAUGAAAACCCUGCUCUGCCCAAUGUGUUAGCUAAGCACAGCCACGCGUCUGACAGAUUUCUUAAGCAGUCCAUUAAUAUUAUGAAGCGGACAUUGCAGAAAUAUGGAAGCUAUGAAAAAUUUGAACAGGCCACUGGAGGCAGCUUGCUGACCAAAAGUCGCAUCUGGAAUCACGUCAGGAAGUACAUGGUGAAAGAAGGCUGUCUUGGUGAGAUUGUGGUCCAUCUCACGGAGGACCUGCUGUCCCGAGCCUCCAUGACCGUGGUGAACGGCCGCCCCACUCUCACCAUCAAUGUCUCCACCGCGCGAGAGCACUGGCUGGAGGGGAUGCUGAGACACGAAAUUGGAACUCAUUACUUUCGGGGAUUUAACAACAACAGCCAGCCUUGGUGCAACCGUAAUGGACGUCGAAAGCACGGGUUAAAACCAAUCAACCCUACAGAAGAGGGGCUAGCGAGCAUUCACAGUGUCCUGUUCCGCAAAGACCCUUUUCUUUGGAGAGCUGCCCUGCUCUACUACACAGUGUACCAGGCCAGCCAAAUGUCCUUCAGCCAGCUUUUCCAGGACGUGGGGAAAUUUGUCAAGGACCCCAAUACUAGGUGGGAUUACUGCGUACGAGCCAAGAGAGGGUGGACUGACACUUCACAGCCAGGCUGUUUCAAUAAGGACCAGGUAUACUUGGACGGCAUCCUCCGAAUCCUGAGAUACAGGGAGUCCAUUGAUUUCCAUCUUCUGACAGCCCUUGGAAAGAUCUCAUAUGAGGAUGUGGAUCGCCUGAAAGGAUUAGCUGUGAUUGAGAACAUGAGGGUGCCACACUUUUUGCAAGACCACACCCGGUACAUGGAACACUUGAAAAAGAUCAUGGAAGUCAAUGAGCUUACUGAUGAGGAGCUCCAGGAUCUCAUAAAUUAACAGUAUUAGACCUCCAUUCACUUACUGUGUGAGGAUGUAAAACUGGACUUCCCAGAGCCUGCAAAAAGGGACUCAAGAGGGAUGGGAGGGAAGAGUGGCCAGAAUAUGUGGAAUUCAGAAAAAGCCCCUUUAUGUCCUUUUGCAUUGUGAUUGUAUACUGAUUAUUUUUUAAAGGGAUUGUGCAUUUUUGUAAAAUUUGACUUAGAAAUUCCUCUGCAGUGAUCUGUCCAAUCACCUACUCUGUUUUGUAUGCUUGGUAUAGUGGUCAGUGCUGUCUCUUGUAAUAUAUUACCUUUUCCCACCCAGGCUUAGAGGUGGAGGAAAGGAGACAGAGGAGAAAUCACCCCCUUAGUUCACUUUUGUUUGCCUUAUCUUUGGUCAUAGCUUUCAUGGUUCAUAGCAAUAGAACUGCUGUAGAUUAUGCUGCAUUGCUGUCUGCAUAACUUUCCCAUUUAGUCAUCAUUGCAAUGAAAACAGAAAGUUUAAAAACAGUGCACAGAAGCAGGUCUUUGUGCCACAGGGUUGAAGUCUGUAACAUUACAAAAAGUUUGUUUUUUGUUUUUUUUUUAGUGAGAGGAUUAGUGUUUAAAAAAAAAAGAAGGAAAAGGUAGGUAGUGCUGUUUUAAUGAUUGUAAGUGGGUAGCAAAGCUUUCCCCUUCAUUCCCUCAAAAAGUUACACCGUUCUACAUCUUCUAUAUGUGUAUAGUAUGUGUUUCAGGAAGCUGAAUUCUGGGAAGGGCCUCCCUCCUUUAAAGACAAGCAUAACAUGUCUAGGAAAUUCAGCACGGCAUCAUUUUGGAAGGAGGAUCGAACAAAACUGUGAUUUCAUGACCUAUGGUUCUAAAUAAAUUCAGGAACACAGGGCCACAGUCCAGCCCAGCAGGCAACACUCACUUCUUUGUUGGGUCACCUGAGCCUACAGAGGAUCAGGUCACAUUUUUGAGCAGUACCCCCAGACUACAGCGAGCUUGAGCUUGCAGAGCUCGCUUCAGAGACAAGAUGUGACUGGGGGAGAGAAGAUGACUCCCAAGUGCCCUAUUCCUGUGUUCCAACAGAAGUGCUGCACCACCCUGAAGCAACCUUACCUCUGUUUUAACUGCUGGUGCUAUAUUCAGGACCAAGGAAAGAAAGCUCCUUACAGCAAAGAGCUUUCUCUAGUCACAUGAUGAAUAACUUAGAUGAUGCAGGAGGACUUACUACAUAAACUACAUUUUCUGAUUGUGGUGUAUUAUGGAAUUGGUGAGGCAAAGUAUGUAAGUAUUCUGACAAAGGAUUUUGUUUUAGUAGACAGAAUUUUACAAGGGCAGAAACUAGUGGGAGCCUUGGACAGGGCUUCUGCCCUUUCUUACCCAGCUGCUUUUGCCCACUGGUAACAGGCCUGGCACACGAUAAGGUGAAUAGAUGGAGCCAAGGUUUCCUCCAUGCUACAUUUGCACAGACCUGAGCCACAGUAGCAAUCACCACAGCCCUCCCCUCUUAUCCUGUUCUUUAAUGUAAGAAAUGCAAUAACUCUCCCACCUUGUUUUACACCCAGGACAUUACAGUAAAAUCUUGAGAACGUAUUUUCUGAUCCAUGGGAAAAUCUGUGAGGAAAAGUUGAGAGUUGGCUAAGAGGUCUGAGGUUUAUGAGUAAUCCCAUAAAAGCAGCUGUCUUUCAGAUACUAUUGCAGGUUGGUUGCAGUGGCUGGCUGGCUGCUGCAAAAAAGAAAAUGUGUUCAACAAGCAUAAAUUUACUCAAUUUAGUUAUUUUCAAGGCAGGGACUGAGAACUGCUUGCAGCAGCCUUAAUUUUGUUGUUGUCAGUAUUGUUCAGGAGCUGAGAGCCAUUCUCUCCUCCUUCAGGCUGUCUACUUUGAUCACUGGUGACUACACCUGCCCAGCUUUGUUUUAGAGCUGUGCAGAGUAGACAAGGUGUUGCAGCAGCCUGACAGGAGCCAUUUGCAGUCAGUUCCUCACAUGUGCUCCAGGUUUUGGCUCCUUUGCCAGAAACAGCAAGAAAGCCACACAUGACUGAAGGCAAGCCAAGGAUUACAGUCAAAAGCUGCCUUUGGAGUAAACUGGGCAGAGAUCACUUGAGCUACACCGUGGAAAAAUCUGACUCACUUUGCUGACCCUGGGGUAUGCAAAAGGGACAGUCCUUUAAGAAAAACAGUUCUGAACUGAUUUUAUUCUGACUGGAAAGAUCCCUGCCUUUCUCCCAUGACUUCUGCAUAAGCAAAAUGGUUUCCUUCCUCCCCCAGUAGUAGCAUCUUAUAAUCUAAGAGCACGUGCAUAAUGUGUCAUCAAAACCAGGACGCUGUGCUAGUCACACUUUCACCACAAAAUGUCAUGCCUACAAGUGACUCUUUUACCACUCUGUAGCCCUAAACACUACUACAGGCCUUUUUGCUUUACUUGAAGACCUGCAUCACCUUUUUCGCAAAGCAGUAGGUGCCAUUAAACUUCCAUUCUUCAUUAUUCUAGAAAUAGAUUUGCCUGGUGCAAAGUCUGGAGUCUGGAAGUGGUCAGCAUCAAUAUGUAGCAAUAGGCGAAGCUGUCAGCUUCUGUUUUUGGCAUCAGACGUGUCAUUCCUCCUUUAUAAAACUGUUUCAAAUUUUGAAGUGUAGAUUUUGUAAAUUUUCCUGAAUUUUUGUUGUUCACUGUGAAGAGGCUGGUUACUGAGUUGUGAUACUGAAGUUCUGUGAUUGAGUGUGUGGACAGCAGUGGUGAGCAGCAGUGAGCUCAUGUCACUGCAGUUUCAUGGUGUCAGUGAUGUGUUGGCAGCCUUUCCUGGCUGUCUGGCAUGAUUGCUUUGUUGUGUAUCUGUGUCUUGCUAUGUUAUUCCUAUACAGAAACCUGUUUGGCAUUGGAAAAGCCUCCCCGUUUCACCAGACCAAUUUUGAAAGGCAUUUUAUACAACUUUUACAAAUAAAGACAAAAUAAUG